AUGGCGUCUGAAAUAUACCCCGGUUUCAGAGGCUACGCACGUAACGGAGCGAGAGACGUCAUCGGCCACAUCAGCAGUCCACGGUUUCUUCAUGAUGAAUUUACGUACAAUGUCAGGCCUGUUGUCUGCAAGGCCCAUGAGCUAGAGAGCCUGGAGACAUUUGAGACAGAGAGAUGGUGGAUGCUUUUUCGCAUGAUCCUUUAUAACCAGAACAAGCGCACGCUCCAUGUAUCAGGGGUCACUGUACGCUUGACGGAUGAAGAUUCAUUCAAUGUGCCUCUCGAUGAGAUGAAGGGUCUGUCCCCUAAGAUGUACUAUGACUACGAAAUCUCGGGGACUGCGAGGCCCGUACCCUGGGAUCCCUUCAAGAAGCCAAGUCCGAACGACGAGUGGGUUGGGUAUCCAAUUCAUGCGCGCUGCUGGGAACUGCUUAAACAUCACGAGCUGAGCGAUAUUGCGAACAGAGACCUAGGUGCUGUUGUGUCUGUACUGGAAAGAACCUACGAAAAUUUCAGGAUCGUGAAUCAGUUUGGGCCCCAUUGGAAUUAUAACGAAGAUCCGGUUCGCAUCAAAGGUGUUUCAGAGAUUAUUAUACGGGCAUUGUGCCAAGCUGAGCGGAGACCGUUGAACAAUGGGAGGACUGCUGGCCUACCGGUUGAUAAGGAAGUAUGGCAGAACAGACUCUGCCAUCUCCCGUGGGAAAUACUCUACAUGAUCUUUGAUCAUCUUGAUGUACAAGAAGUGGCGGGUGUGGAACGCGCCUUCGGCCUUCACUCGGGUGAGUACUUUUGGCGCUCGAGAAUACCCACCAAGUUCUUUCACGAGAUACGGCAUAUUUCCCAUGAGAGACUCGACUGGAGAGAUCUAUGCUUGAAGCUAGAUCAAGAACGCACCAGCUCUACUGCAUUGGGCACACGUCGGUUAUUAUUGGAUUGGUUGGAUGUGAUGUUGGACAUUUUGGAACGCCAAAAAGCGGCUGAAUCCGAGUAA
Molecule: messenger RNA, 990 nt
Organism: Aspergillus sclerotioniger CBS 115572
Lineage: Eukaryota; Fungi; Ascomycota; Eurotiomycetes; Eurotiales; Aspergillaceae
Exons: 4
Coding region: 1-990 (329 amino acids)
Source: RefSeq, a predicted model, not a curated record